Messenger RNA from Lolium rigidum, 1028 nucleotides. RefSeq names its product heat stress transcription factor C-1b-like. Lineage: Eukaryota; Viridiplantae; Streptophyta; Magnoliopsida; Poales; Poaceae. Gene Ontology annotation, molecular function: DNA-binding transcription factor activity; RNA polymerase II cis-regulatory region sequence-specific DNA binding. The transcript has 2 exons. The record is from RefSeq and is a predicted model, not a curated record. Gene Ontology annotation, cellular component: nucleus. Gene Ontology annotation, biological process: regulation of transcription by RNA polymerase II. Bases 96 to 845 code for a protein of 249 amino acids.
CCACGUAGGAGUGACCCCCAACGACCACACCGAGCACGAGCAGAGCACCAACAGCUCGCGCCUUCCUUAUCCAGUUCUUGUAGCUAGCUUCGUUCAUGGGCAGCGAGUGCAAGGGCCACCACCUCCAGGACGAUGAUGGAGGCGGCGGCGGCCCGGGCGCCAUCGCGCCGUUCGUGGCGAAGACGUUCCACAUGGUCAGCGACCCGGCCACGGACGCCGUCGUGCGCUGGGGCGGCGCCAGCAACACCUUCCUCGUCCUCGACCCCGCCGCCUUCUCCGACUUCCUCCUCCCCGCCUACUUCAAGCACCGCAACUUCGCCAGCUUCGUCCGCCAACUCAACACCUACGGUUUCCGCAAGAUCGAUCCGGACCGGUGGGAGUUCGCGCACGAGUCGUUCCUUCGCGGGCAGGCCAAGCUGCUGCCGCUGAUCGCGCGCAAGAAGAAGAAGGCCGGUUCAGCAGGCAGCAGGGAGCUAUGCGAGGAGGAGGCGGAGGAGGUGCGGGGCACGAUCCAGGCGGUGCGGAGGCUGCGGGACGAGCGAAGUGGCAUGGAGGAGGAGCUGCAGGCCAUGGACCGCAGGCUCCGCGCCGCCGAGAACCGGCCGGGCCAGAUGAUGGCGUUCCUCGGCAAGCUCGCCGACGACCCCGCCGUGGUGCUGCGCGCGAUGGUCGCCAAGAAGGAGGAGCUGGCCGCGGCCGGUGGCGACGGUUCCAGCCCGGAGAAGAGGAGGCGGAUCGGGGCCGAGGCUGGAGCCGGAGCCGGACGCAGCGCCGACGGCGCCGAGGUGGUCCAGAGCAGGGCACCGCCGUUCCCCUUCUCUGCUAUGGGACAAGUGUUCUACUAGGGGACUUCCAGAGUAGAUGGAUAGGUGUACACGUGUGAUGUGUGUAUUAUGCCAUGUGACCGUGAACAUAUUGUAAGUUAGUGCGGCUACGUUGCAGAUACGUAGAAGAGUCUCUGCCUUCGCGGACGUAGAACCUGUGUGUAUAUCAAUAUGCUAAUCUAAAUGCUUUCUUUAUUUGGCGUA